Messenger RNA from Cygnus atratus (black swan), 5737 nucleotides. It is a transcript of the gene ITGA8, whose product is annotated as integrin subunit alpha 8. NCBI's taxonomy places the organism in Eukaryota, Metazoa, Chordata, Aves, Anseriformes, Anatidae. Gene Ontology annotation, biological process: cell-cell adhesion; cell adhesion mediated by integrin; integrin-mediated signaling pathway. Gene Ontology annotation, molecular function: integrin binding. Gene Ontology annotation, cellular component: external side of plasma membrane; integrin complex. The coding region runs from base 138 to 3254 and encodes 1038 amino acids. The record is from RefSeq and is a predicted model, not a curated record. The transcript has 31 exons.
CCGUGGCGGCGGAGGUGGAGGUGGCGGUGGGGUGAGCGGGGCCGAGCCUCCCCCGCCGGCCCCCCGCGGCACCGCGCAGCUGCGCUCGGCUGCGGGGAGCUGCGGCCGGGCUGGGCGAGCCGCGCAGCGAGGCGAGGAUGCUGCGCCGCCGGCAGCCGCCGUGCCCGCUCCUCCUCAUCCUCCUCCUCCUCCUCCUCGUCCUGUCAGCGCUGGCGGUGGCCUUCAACCUGGACGAGGAGAAGCUGACGGUGUACAGCGGGCCCCCCGGCAGCUACUUCGGCUACUCGGUGGACUUCUACAUCCCCGACCCCGGCAGGGUCGGCGUCCUGGUGGGAGCCCCCAAGGCCAACACGUCGCAGCCGGACAUCGUGCAGGGAGGAGCGGUGUACCACUGCGCCUGGCCCGCCGCACGCUGCCAGCAGAUACCCUUCGACAACACGAACAACAGGAAAAUUAAGGUCAAUGGCACCAGGGAACCAAUUGAGUUUAAGACAAAUCAGUGGUUUGGGGCAACGGUCAAAGCUCAUAAAGAAAAAGUUGUGGCUUGUGCUCCCUUAUAUCAUUGGAGGACCCUUAAAGAUAGCCCUGAGAAGGACCCGGUUGGCACCUGCUAUGUAGCAAUUCAGAACUUCAGUGCCUAUGCUGAAUAUUCACCCUGUCGCAACAGCAAUGCAGAUCCUGAAGGACAAGGCUUUUGUCAAGCAGGUUUCAGCUUAGAUUUUUACAAGAAUGGAGACCUGAUAGUAGGCGGGCCUGGUAGUUUUUAUUGGCAAGGUCAGGUAAUCACUGCAAGCAUUGCGGAUAUCAUUGCAAAUUAUUCCUUCAAAGAUAUUCUGAGGAAACUGGCACGAGAGAAGCAAACAGGAGUGGCACCGCCCACGUAUGAUGACAAUUACAUGGGAUACUCAGUGGCUGCUGGGGAAUUUACUGGAGAUUCUGAACAAGAGUUGGUUGCUGGAGUCCCGAGAGGAGCACAGAACUUUGGCUAUGUCUCAAUCAUUAAUUCUUCUGACUUGACCUUCAUCCAGAACUUCACUGGUGAACAGAUGGCGUCUUAUUUUGGGUACACUGUUGCAGUAUCUGAUGUUAACAAUGAUGGUUUAGAUGAUAUCUUAGUUGGGGCCCCUCUCUUUAUGGAACGAGAAUUUGAGAGCAAGCCUAAAGAAGUUGGGCAAGUUUAUCUGUACAUGCAAGAAAGUGCUUUCCUCUUCCAAGACGCGCAAAUUCUGACCAGCACAGAAGUGUUCGGUAGAUUUGGCAGUGCAAUCACACACCUUGGAGAUCUCAAUCAGGAUGGAUAUAACGACAUUGCUAUUGGUGCACCAUUUGCAGGUGAAGACCGAAGAGGGAAAGUGUUCAUUUACAAUGGAUAUAGUAAUGGGUUAAAUACUAACCCUUCCCAGGUUCUCAAUGGAGCCUGGGCCUCACAGUCCAUGCCUUCGGGAUUUGGCUUCACUCUGAGAGGAGACUCGGAUGUAGACAAGAAUGAUUACCCAGAUUUAAUUGUGGGUGCAUUUGGAGCUGGAAAAGCAGUUGUUUACAGAGCCAGACCUGUUGUGACCGUGAAUGCUCUGCUCAUUCUGAACCCUAUGAUUGUCAAUCCAGACAAUAAGACUUGUCAGCUCCCUGGCUCUCAGCUUUUGGUAGCCUGUUUUACAGUAAAAGUCUGCGCAGCAUUUGAAGGUCAAAGUAUUUCAGAUGAGAUAGUGCUGAAAGGUGAAUUGCAGUUAGAUUCAUUGAAACAGAAAGGAGCUGUUAAAAGGACUCUCUUCUUUGACUACCAUCAGUCACAUCAUUACUUCUCCAUUGUGAUAGAAAGACAGAAACAGCUCCGUUGCCAGGACUUUCUUGUUUAUCUCAGAGAUGAAACAGAAUUUAGAGAUAAAUUGUCUCCCAUCAAUAUAAACUUUAAUUAUAGCUUGGAUGAAUCCUGUUAUGAAGAUGGCUUGACUGUGAAGCCAAUACUGAAUUAUUACCAGAAAAGCUCAUUAACAGAACAGGCUUACAUUCUGGUAGACUGUGGGGAGGACAACUUGUGCAUUCCUGACUUGCAGCUUUCUGCUAUGCCAGAUAAAGAUCCGCUAAUAAUUGGAGAAGAAAACUGUGUAAUGCUCAUAAUAAAUCCAAGGAAUGAUGGAGAAGGAGCCUAUGAAGCUGAGCUACAUAUAAAGAUUCCACCUGAAGCAGAUUACACUGGUGUUGAACGCAACAACAAGGCACUGCGUGUAUUGAGCUGUGAUUACAAGAUGGAAAAUGAAACUAGAAUGGUGGUUUGUGAUCUUGGGAACCCCAUGGUGGCUGGCGCAAAUUUCUCUACAGGCAUCCGAUUUUCUGUUCAGCAUUUUGAAAAUUCAGAUUUCAGCAUCAAUUUUGAGCUGCAAAUAAAAAGUUCUAAUAAGAUCAAUCCAACCAGCAAUUUAGUUAACCUCCGUAUCAACAUCAGUGCUGUGGCUCAAGUACAGGUCAGAGGAGUGUCUCACCCCCCACAAAUUGUUUUGCCGCUUCACAACUGGGAACCCAAAGAUGAACCUACUAAAGAAGAAGAACUCGGUCCUUUAGUAGAACACAUCUAUGAGCUUCACAAUAUAGGUCCCAGUGCCAUCAACAACACAGUUCUCCAUGUCGGUUGGCCUGUGUCCAGUCGUGAAGAAUUUCUUCUUUACAUUCUCCAUAUUCAGACACAUGGACCACUGCACUGUCAGACAAGCUCUCCUAUUAAUAUACUGCAAAUAAAGUUUGCUAUUCCACAAGACACUCCUGAACUUGCUGCUUUUUUGUAUAAUUCCACAAUUUCUCAUUAUAUCAGGAGAAGGGAGGUCACAGUUGCAGAACCUUACAGGAGAAACUCUGCAAAAAUAUUGAACUGUACAAAUGUGAAGUGUAUCUUAAUUUCCUGCAAUGUGGGACAACUGGAAAGAGGGAAGAGCGCAGCACUAAAAAUCAGGUCCCGGCUAUGGGCCCAAACUUUCCUGCAGAGAAAAAACGAUCCCUAUACUCUUUCUUCCAACGUGUCCUUCGAAGUUAAGAACAUGCCCUAUAAAGUGCAGCCAGCAAAGCUCCCCCGGGGAAGCAUAGCAAAGAGUCUGCAUGCCUCCCUAGGUUUUGCCAUCUCUUCAGAUCAGAACAUCUGUCAUUUGGUCCACUCCAAAUGUCUCCUUUGUAAUCCCUUUAUGGGUUAUAAUACUAGCGAUUCUUCUUGGACUACUGGUACUAGCUAUGUUGACCCUAGCUUUAUGGAAGUGUGGCUUCUUUGACAGAGCUAGACCCCCUCAAGAUGACAUGGCUGACAGGGAACAACUGACAAAUAACAAGACUACUGAUGCAUAAAGGAAGAGAGUGACAGAUCAAGUCAGAAUCCUGCCUGCGACUAGAAACCGUGAGGAGUAAAUGAAGGUUUCCUUCCCCAGUCUUCUUUUGUACCUGCAAGUGACAUGGUGUCAUAGCCUGAUCUAUGCAACGUUCUGAGAACAUGCCACAUGAUGGCCAUACUUGCCAAAGAAAGCAACUUUAUCACUGCCUUAAGAACAUACUCACCACUGAACAGAAUGUUUAUUCCAUAUUUCAGUCAGUCUGCAUUUUACCAGAUGCUUUUGAACACGUGUGGUAUACUGAGAUGCUUCCAGAACAAGCCCAAAUCUCCCAAGGAGAAAACGCCUGCAUUGCUGUAUUGUCUAGAAGAUGGACCAAGACAAAGCUUCUGAACACUACUGUAUCACGCAGAAUACCUUUGACACCUCCCUAAGAAUAAGAACUUUUAUGAAAUUAUGGCUCAGGGAGACAAGCAAUAUAUCAGUACUGUGAAAGUACUUCUGAAAAACAAAGGUAGUCUAUAAAGAACUUUAUAGAUGGGGCACAGUUAUUUAUUUUCCACCUUUUCAGGAUAAGUAUCUGAUAUAAUCAUCAACUUAGAUUUUGAGAGAAAGAAAGACAAAAUGUAGAAAUCAUGUACUUACCUUGCAUGUAAAUAGAAAAGUAAACCUAUCGUACACACAGAGCACAUCUUUCUUGGUUACAAGGUGUUUUGCAGAACAGAGGAUUUAUGCAACUUUUUACAAGAUAAGACAUAGGAUAAACAAGUAUAUAUUCUAUCUCUUUCAACCCACAGCUGGCAGUAUCACAUGCAGAUAACAAAAUCCGUGUGCAGCAUAAUACAGUGGAUGAGUUCCCUGCUCAUCCCAUUGCUGAUGGCUGCCACCUGGGCAUCUGACACAGGAUGCAGUCCUUUGUGAAACACUGAUUUAAAUUGUCACAGGCAUGCAUCUGUUGUCUUAUGGAGAGGAGUUGGGAAUCUGGGGCUGGGAUGAAUUUUAUUUACCAUUGCCCUGUUACUUGGUUGAAAUAUCCUCUUAAAUGGCUACUGCUGGUGUAUCUUCUGUUGAAUUUGUGUCACAGACCCUAACAUUUUGUUCAUCUAAGGAAAUUUUUGUUUUCAUUUUAUGGACUACAAAGUAGCAGCAUAUUUAAAGAGUUGAAGAGAUUUCACUGAAGUUUAUAGUAGAAUAUAAUUAUUUCUUAAGCAAAGUCUUGUAGGGAAGGUGAGCAAGGUUUGUAUUUAUGCAGAAAAUAGGAUGCCAGCCAGCGAAGUGUGAACACACACACACACACACACAAAAAAAAAAAAAAAAAAGGGGAAGAUAUUUUGAGGUAAAGAGUAACAAUAUACACAUUUGUUUGUUUGUUUGUUUGUUUUUCUGACUCGAGGAUUCUGAAGAAGAGAGGCUUCGUUCUUUCUCUCCAGUGAGCAAAAAUAGCUUGGUCCUUAUCUCAGCUGGGGCUCUAAGCUCUGGAUCUAUGCAAAUUUGUGCCUGAAAGCUCAAGUCUUCCAGUGCUGGCUGAGUGUGAAAUUUGCUGUCUUGUGUAAACUUCAGGAGUGAUUGCUCAUUUUCUGAAACAUCUAUCACAUUUUCCAUCUCCUGAGCUCUUUUUCUCUCCCGUCCAUCUCAGCUUCUCAAACGGUCAAAUGGCUGUAUCCCUUCAGCCACUGCUUGUCUCCAUUUGGAUACCUGCCCUCCUGCUUCCUGGGACUCUAGGACAGGAGUAGCCACGAGACAUGGCCACUUCUGUCAGUCUCACAGGACAUUUUACAGUCUUACUAUUUCUGGCACACAGGCUGACUUGUGAAAUCUAAGCAAGAGCUAGGAAACCUAGGCAGGUGUGUUCCGUCCUCACGUCUAAGGCAAUUGGCAGGAAGAUCUUUACGGAAUCUUUAUCAUUAUUUAAUCGGUUAUCAUUUGCAUGCCCUUGAGACUUACUGAGAGGAAGAGACACAAGCAUCAGACAGUGGCACCGCUGGUUCCUGAGACCUGACCACUCCCCAGGCCCCCAGCAAACUGCUAACAGCACCCAUCCCCAAAGGGUUUGAGAAAUCAGCUGAUAAAUGCCACCACACAGCAAGCCCCUUCCACGUUUGCACGCCUCUGUGUCCCGUACAUUCCAGGUGAGAUCGUCCUCCCGUGAAAAAGACAGUGAGCUUCUCGCUUUUGUAAAUAUUGAGUUGUUGUGUGUAGCAGAUUCUGAACUACGGUCAGCUAGCUCAUUAAAUUCACGUCAUUGGCACAACUCUGAUGAAAUAGCACCAUAAGGAGCUACCAAACAUAGGACUUUUGUACGUGCAAUACUUUAUAUUACUUAUAUACCUGAAGCAUGUUUACACUGGCAUUUGUGGUUGUUUUUUGAACUUCUGAAUAUACUGAUUAAUGACUACAAUAAAGAAAAAAGAAUAGGAAAAAAGAACAAA